This is a messenger RNA of Argentina anserina (silverweed cinquefoil), 1568 nucleotides long. RefSeq lists its product as uncharacterized. NCBI's taxonomy places the organism in Eukaryota, Viridiplantae, Streptophyta, Magnoliopsida, Rosales, Rosaceae. The record is from RefSeq and is a predicted model, not a curated record. Bases 218 to 1402 code for a protein of 394 amino acids. The transcript is spliced from 14 exons.
UUAAGUUCAAGUUGCUGACUCUCUCCUUCAUUUUUUUCAAUCAAUUCCAGAAUCACAGAGACUCAGCGGUAACGAAUUUGGAAAUUGAACAUAUUCAACCACUUGGUCAAAAGCUUGAAGCUUGAAGCAUACCUCGGUUUAAGACAAGCACUUCAUUGUUGAAGUAGUAGGAGCUGAUGAUCUGUGUGAUUGUAGAUUCAUAGAAACUUGACCGAAUAUGGGCAGAAAACCCAAAGAGAAAAUGAGGUUAGUUGUGACAGCUCUCGUGGCGAUUGUGUUCGGCUUCUUUCUAGGAGUGUCAUUUCCAACGAUUUCGUUGACUAAGAUGAAUCUCCCAUCCAGCCUUUUUCCUUCCAUUGACCUUUCAUACAUAGAGGAAAAGUACUCGGGGUUUUCAACGGAAGCACUGGUGAAUGCCUGGUCUUCUUUGAAGGGCAAGAAAGAUAUCUCCGUUAGAUACAUCUCUACUGAUGCAAAGAUAUGGGUUCCAACAAAUCCUCCAGGUGCUGAGAGACUACCCCCUGGCAUCGUAGAAUCUGAGUCAGAUCUUUAUCUUCGUCGGUUAUGGGGUCUGCCCAGUGAGGACUUCACCAUCAAGCCAAAGUAUCUUGUAACCUUUACUGUAGGCUAUGCUCAGAAAAAGAAUAUUAAUGCAGCAGUUAAAAAGUUCUCAGAAAACUUCACAAUUGUUUUAUUCCAUUAUGAUGGUCGGACAAGUGAAUGGGAUGAGUUUGAGUGGUCAAAGCGGGCUAUCCAUGUGAGCAUUCGGAAGCAAACUAAAUGGUGGUAUGCCAAGCGUUUUUUGCAUCCUGACAUUGUGGCAUCCUAUGAAUACAUAUUUAUUUGGGAUGAAGAUCUCAGUGUGGAGCACUUCAACGCCGAGGAAUACAUAAAAUUAGUAAGGAAACAUGGGCUGGAAAUAUCACAGCCUGGUUUAGAACCAAACAAUGGGCUAACAUGGCAGAUGACAAAGCGGAGAGGUCAUAGUCAAGUUCACAUGCAGACAGAGGAGAAACCUGGUUGGUGCAACGAUCCGCAUUUGCCUCCCUGCGCAGCGUUCGUAGAAAUCAUGGCGCCUGUGUUUUCUCGGGAUGCAUGGCGUUGUGUUUGGCAUAUGAUUCAGAAUGACCUGGUCCAUGGUUGGGGUCUUGAUUUUGCUCUCAGACGAUGUGUAGAGCCUGCGCAUGAGAAAAUAGGAGUCGUAGAUGCACAGUGGAUUAUCCAUCAAGGUGUUCCUUCACUUGGAAACCAGGGGCAAGCAGAGAGUGGGAGAGCGCCAUGGGAAGGGGUGAGGGAGAGGUGUAGAAGAGAAUGGACUAUGUUUCAAGCACGAAUGGUUGGUGCAGAGAAAGCGUAUUAUGAGGAAAUGGGAAUUGAUUCCUCAAAUUCAACAGCACGUUAGAGGGUAGCCAAAACUGGCCAAAAGGAACUUGUGCCACUCAAGGAAUUAAGUGUAGUUUCAGUAUACAGUAACAUUGCUUUUAUUCCCCCCCCCCCCCCCCCUUCUAUCUCUGGCUGUCAUUUUCAUGUGUUACACUUCAUAUAGUCGGAACUCGAAUCAAUAUAUA